UUUCGUUUUCCGAAUUGCGAAUGGUUUCUUCGUCGUCUCUCUUCUUCGUCUUCCCUAUUCCCAAUUUCUAAAACCCUAAUACUCUGAUUCGAUUCUUUUCUUCUUUAGUUUUGAUUUAACGGAUAACCUUUGAUUUGAUUUAAUCUGGAAUUUCGGUCCACCGAUUGAUGGGUCGCGGCUCAGUGACCUCGCUUGCUCCCGGGUUCCGCUUCCACCCAACGGACGAAGAACUCGUUCGCUACUACCUGAAGCGGAAGAUCUGCAACAAACCCUUUCGGUUUGACGCUAUCUCCGUAAUCGACAUAUACAAAUCAGAGCCGUGGGAUCUCCCAGACAAGUCGAAGCUAAAAAGUAGGGAUUUGGAGUGGUACUUCUUUAGCGUGCUGGACAAAAAGUAUGGAAAUGGGUCGAAGACGAAUCGGGCAACCGAGAAGGGUUACUGGAAGACAACAGGGAAGGAUCGGGAGAUUCGUAAUGGUCCAAGGGUCGUGGGGAUGAAAAAGACCCUUGUUUAUCACAAGGGUCGAGCUCCUCGUGGGGAGAGGACCAACUGGGUUAUGCACGAGUAUCGUCUUGUUGACGACGAGCUGGGAAAAGCCGGCGUGGCUCAAGAUGCAUAUGUGCUGUGUAGGAUAUUUCAGAAAAGCGGAUCUGGGCCUAAGAAUGGGGAACAGUAUGGAGCUCCAUUUAUUGAGGAGGAGUGGGAGGAUGAUGAGAUGGUGUUUGUGCCAGAUCAAGAUGCUAUGUCUGAUGAGGGAUUGGCUGUCGAUGAUAAUGAUGUUUAUGUCGACAUGGAUGACAUUGAUCAGAAGCCUGGCAAUGAUGAGAUCUUUGAUGCGAUUCCUCUACCAUCGAACUUUUAUCACGGGGAAUCAAGCAAUAAUAUUGAAUCCGGUAACUACUCAGAGUCUGGAAACUACAUCCAACCAGGGAACUAUGUGGACACCUCCUGCUACUUUGCGCAACCAACAGAUUCAUCUGAGGAAGAUCAGAAGCCUAUAAUUCGUACUGGUGAAAUUCAGCCCGUCUUAGUGUUGCCCGACGAACAAAUUGACUGUGAUGUCCAAGAAGAAAACACAGAUAACUUCCAAACCCCCAACAAUAUAUUUUCAGCUGAGACUAGUUACAGUGGCAUUCCCGAUGAUAAUUAUUUGCUUCAAGAGCCGCUCAUGGAUCCUGACAACAAUCUUCCUUUGAAUGAUGGACUUUACCUGGAAACCGAUGACCUCAGCCUUACAAAUCACGAUAGUUUCAACUUUGAAGAUUAUCUUACCUUCUUUGACGGGGACGAUGAGUUUACACCACAAUUGACUUUUAAUGCUUCUCAAUUGGUGGGGACUGAAGGUUCUGUUCCUCAUGUAGAGGGCAUCACCGAAAAGGCUGUUCCAGAGGUAUUGGAGAAAGAAGCGUCGACAAGCAAACACGUGAUGGAAGAAAAGGACAAGAGUGAAGCAUCUUGCUCGAGACAAGAUCCAGAUGCCCUGAAGUUCGAGUCAGAUUCAAAGUACCCAUUCCUCAAGAAAGCCAGUGAAAUGCUGGGAGCUAUUCCGGCUCCUCCGGCGUUUGCUUCAGAGUUCCCGACAAAGGUGGCUGCGAUGCAUCUGCAUUCAGCUGCACAAUCUUCUGGCUCAGUUCAUGUAACAGCAGGUAUGAUCAGAAUAUCGAACAUGACUAUAGCAGCAGGAAGUGGAAUGGACUGGUCAUACGGGAAGAACGGGAGCCUAAACGUUGUCCUCUCUCUCGGGCUGGUGGAACAAACGGAGACGGGCAAGUUGGGAAGAACGCUGUCAAGGGCAAUGUUGAUCUUUGUGUGCUUCUGGGUCCUAAUAUUAUCAGUUAGCUUCAAAGUAGGAACCUUUGUCUCUGCCAGGUGAUAGUGAAAUGAUGACACCCUAUGGAUGCCAUCGCCAUCUCACCCUCAGGGGGGUGUUCUCGUUUUUGUGUUUUUUUUUAAAACAAAUUAUAGGGUUUACUUGCAGUGUGCUUGCUGCAUCCAUCUUUUUCUCUUUCUCUUUUGUUUUUUCAUGGUAACGUAUUGGUAGUCGAACUCUCAUUUCUAGCUCCAAGAAAUAAUGAGAACUUCUGAUGAACCUAGACUAUGUUUCUUGCUCUUCA
Messenger RNA from Tarenaya hassleriana, 2115 nucleotides. Its product is annotated as NAC domain-containing protein 78-like. The transcript has 6 exons. The record is from RefSeq and is a predicted model, not a curated record. The coding region runs from base 168 to 1874 and encodes 568 amino acids. Gene Ontology annotation, biological process: regulation of DNA-templated transcription. NCBI's taxonomy places the organism in Eukaryota, Viridiplantae, Streptophyta, Magnoliopsida, Brassicales, Cleomaceae. Gene Ontology annotation, molecular function: DNA binding.